AACAAGAUGAGAAGCAUCGGUCUACUGCUGUGCACCCUAUUGCUCUUCCAUAACUUCUCCAUAAUCUAUGGUAUGCCAUGGGAAAGUAGCCAGUUUCUGGGAAGAUGCACAUGUCUGAAGGAAACCAGCAAAUUUAUCCAUCCUAAAAUGUUUAAAGUUUUGAAAAUUAUAGAGGAGAGACACUAUUGCCAAAAAAAGGAAAUUGUGAUCAUUCUAAAAGGAAAUCAGAUUGUUUGCCUAGACGCAAAGGCUGCUUGGGUACAACUUGUGAUACUAGGAAAAAGAAAUGACAAAGGAAAACCAAGAAAAAUCAAAGUCUUCAAGCAAAUCUAGCCCGCUACAAUCACUGCCUGCUCAUCUUGUGUCAUAUAAAAUGAAAGGAUGACUUAAUAGUAAAUUCAAAUCAGAAGAUAUUUCUA
Rana temporaria (common frog) is the source of this 419-nucleotide messenger RNA. Its product is annotated as interleukin-8-like. The transcript has 4 exons. The record is from RefSeq and is a predicted model, not a curated record. Gene Ontology annotation, molecular function: CXCR chemokine receptor binding; chemokine activity. Gene Ontology annotation, cellular component: extracellular region. Gene Ontology annotation, biological process: antimicrobial humoral immune response mediated by antimicrobial peptide; inflammatory response; cellular response to lipopolysaccharide. NCBI's taxonomy places the organism in Eukaryota, Metazoa, Chordata, Amphibia, Anura, Ranidae. Bases 7 to 333 code for a protein of 108 amino acids.